Messenger RNA from Alnus glutinosa, 1648 nucleotides. Its product is annotated as protein NUCLEAR FUSION DEFECTIVE 4. The coding region runs from base 25 to 1638 and encodes 537 amino acids. The transcript is spliced from 2 exons. Lineage: Eukaryota; Viridiplantae; Streptophyta; Magnoliopsida; Fagales; Betulaceae. The record is from RefSeq and is a predicted model, not a curated record. Gene Ontology annotation, cellular component: membrane.
UCCAAAUUCCUCCUCGCCAUCAUCAUGUCUUCAAGAACCCUUCAAUGGCUAAGCCUUGUGGGAAUCAUAUGGCUUCAAUCCAUAAAUGGAACAAACACAAACUUUCCCGCUUAUUCAUCCCAGCUCAAGCACCUCCUUUCCAUCUCCCAAGUGCAACUCAACAACCUUGCCUUCGCCUCCGAUGCCGGAAAACUCUUAGGUUGGUUUUCCGGCGUUGCAGCUUUUUACCUUCCCCUUUGGCUAGUUCUUCUCAUAGGUUCUUCUCUUGGGUUGAUUGGUUAUGGCUUGCAAUAUCUCUUUGUAACAAACCAAAUUUCUUGUCUCUCAUAUGGCCAUGUUUUUGUUCUCACUGUUAUCGCAGGGAACAGUAUUUGUUGGAUCAACACCGUUUCUUACGUUGUUGCCAUACGAAACUUCCCGUCUGAUCGCCAGGUUGUCGUGGGGUUAACAACUAGCUAUUUAGGAUUAAGUGCAAAGGUUUACACAGAUAUUGUAGAUGCUGCUUUUCCUUCUUCACCCAUUGAAAGAGCUAAAGCCUAUCUUCUUCUCAACUCUGUCUUACCUGUCAUAGUUUGUGUAAUAGCCGCACCGCUAGUCAGAGAAGUUGAUGUACAUGUUAGAAGGCCUAGAGACAUGAAAGUUGGGUUCAUUGCAAUUUUUGUGAUAACAAUGACCACUGGUGUCUAUGCUGUAAUCAGUAGUUUGGAGUCGAUAUCAAGAAAAUUAUCGUCAUGGAGUCGUGUCAUUGGUAUUGGCGUGUUCUUAUUGGCCCCAUUAGUGAUUCCGGCUGCAGAAAAGAUCGUAGAACUAGUAAGAAAAUAUAGGGAUAUAAAUACAGAAAGAAAAGUGUAUCAUUUUACUAUAGAGGAGGGUGAAGGGGCAGCGAGAAUCGAGAAUGGAGUGGUAAAAGAGACAGAGGAAGCUGGUGAGGAUAUUGGAGUAAAAGAUCAGAGAGAGGAAGGUGGUGAAGUUUGUGAGGUUGGUAUUAAAGAGGAGAUUGGAGUGAAGGAGAUGCUAAAGAGACUGGAUUUCUGGUUAUAUUUCUUUGUGUAUUUAUUUGGUGCGACGCUUGGCAUCGUGUUUUUGAAUAACUUGGGUCAAAUAGCUGAGUCCCGUGGGUACUCGGGAACAUCUUCUUUGGUCUCUUUGUCUUCUUCAUUUGGGUUCUUUGGACGUCUCAUACCUUCCCUUUUGGACUACUCCUUCUCAAGGACCAAGUACAUGAUUUCAAGACCAGGUUCAAUUGUGGCUUUAAUGGCUCCAACAGCAGGAGCUUUCUUGUUACUUGUCAACAAAGCCAACCUUUCUCUCAACAUCAGCACUGCCGUCAUAGGAGUGUGUAGUGGGGCAAUUACUUCAAUCGCCGUAUCCACAACCACCGAGUUGUUUGGGACAAAGAAUUUCUCCAUAAAUCACAACGUGGUGGUUGCCAAUAUUCCAAUAGGAUCCUUUGCUUUUGGCUACUUGGCAGCUCUUCUUUAUCGCAAGGAAGGAAAUAUUGGUGGGGAUGGCAAGUGCAUGGGCAUGGAAUGCUACAGGAAGACCUUCAUCAUCUGGGGUUCAUUUUGUUUUCUUGGGACUUUUCUAGCUUUUGCUCUGUAUCUUAGAACUCGGAAGUUUUAUUUAAGAAAAGUAUAAUUAAGAUAUA